AUGGUCACGUACCUACCCAUUUCCUCGCCCUUCAUUCGGUUUGCCAGUCGCUACGUCGACGAAGCGUUCGGAAUGGCCGCUGGAUGGAACUUCUUCGUCUUCGAGGCCGCCAUGGUGCCUUUUGAAAUCACCGCAUGUAGUAUGAUCAUCAACUAUUGGAGUGAUGCGGUGCCAGUGGCAGCAAUCAUCGUGAUCGUGCUUGUACUUUUUGUGUGCGUUUCCUCGUCUGCAGUGGUGACGCUGGCAGUGUCUCCAAUUCUGAUUCGUGAUAUCUUAGACUCCUCAACGUCUUUGCGGUUCAGUGGUACGGGGAAGCAGAGUUCUGGCUCUCCCUAA
Aspergillus melleus is the source of this 336-nucleotide messenger RNA. RefSeq names its product general amino acid permease agp2. The transcript has a single exon. Gene Ontology annotation, molecular function: amino acid transmembrane transporter activity. Lineage: Eukaryota; Fungi; Ascomycota; Eurotiomycetes; Eurotiales; Aspergillaceae. The record is from RefSeq and is a predicted model, not a curated record. Gene Ontology annotation, biological process: amino acid transmembrane transport. Gene Ontology annotation, cellular component: membrane. The coding region runs from base 1 to 336 and encodes 111 amino acids.